Messenger RNA from Acanthosepion pharaonis, 840 nucleotides. The record is from the annotation of a GenBank genome assembly. Lineage: Eukaryota; Metazoa; Mollusca; Cephalopoda; Sepiida; Sepiidae.
AUGGUCUUUCCUUUUUUUUGUUUAUUUCAUUCUUUCUUUCUUGAAAUUUUCUUUCUUUUUUCAAAAUUUAUUUACUUAAUUUCUGUUUCUUUCUUCGUUUUUCUAUUCUUCAACAUUCAUAAUUUCUGCCACACCUUCCGUAAAAAUCUGCACCUAUCUAUCUAUCUAUCUAUCUAUCUAUCUAUCUAUCUCAGUCUGUUCAUAUCAUAUCUAUCUAUCUAUCUAUCUAUCUAUCUAUCUAUCUAUCUCAGUCUGUUCAUAUCUAUCUAUCUAUCUAUCUAUCUAUCUAUCUAUCUAUCUAUCUUGGUAUGUUCUGUAUCUAUCUAUCUUGGUAUGUUCUAUAUCUAUCAUCUAUCUAUCUAUCUAUCUAUCUAUCUAUCUAUCUAUACACACACACACACAUAUAUAUAUAUAGCGGGCUGUUCCUAUUAUCUAUCUAUCUAUCUAUCUAUCUAUCUAUCUAUCUCAUCGGGAUCUGACUAUGUUGAUCUAUCUAUCUAUCUAUCUAUCUAUCUAUCUAUCUAUCUCAGUCUCUUCCUUGCCUAUCUAUCUAUCUAUCUAUCUAUCUAUCUAUCUAUCUAUCUAUCUAUCCGUUCAUAUCUCAUUUUAUUCUUAUCUAUCUAUCUAUCUAUCUAUCUAUCUAUCUAUCUAUCUAUCUAUCUAUCUCAGUCUCUUUCUUGCCCAUCUAUCUAUCUAUCUAUAUAUCUAUAUAUCUAUCACAGUCUGUUCCUUUAUCUAUCUAUCUAUCUAUCUAUCUAUCUAUCUAUCUAUCUAUCUAUCUAUCACAGUCUCUUCCUUAUCUAUCUAUCUAUCUAUCUAUCUCAGGCGUUUCAUAUCUAG